AUGGCUCUAUUUCAACUGCGCGAGGUUCUUUUCUCGCCAAGAAUUCUUGCCCUGUGCUUUUCUGUGUACCUUAUAGUUGGUGUUCUCUACAGAAUCUUCUUCCACCCUCUUAGGAAGAUCCCUGGUCCUUGGUAUGCGGCAGCAACGUACUGGUACGAAUUUUACCAAGAUGUGAUUCUCAAUGGCAACUACAUCAAGGAGUACCCUGAUCUUCACGCCAAGUAUGGCCCAGUGGUUCGGGUGUCUCCCAGUCGUGUGCACGUUAGUGAUCCAGAUUACUUCAAAGAGGCUUACGGAAGUGGCACGAAAUAUAUCAAGGAUCCCGACUUCUUCCAGAGCGCUGGUGGUAUCAAGCACUCCAUCAUCAUGUUGAUUGAUCCCGAGGUUCACAAAGAACGAAAGAAUACAGUCCAAUCCCUUUUUUCGACCAAACAUGUUGAACACUUGGCGCCUGUCGUUCUGGAUGUUGUGCAGAGAGCAAUGGCAAAGGCGCAGCGUGCCCUCAAGAAUGACCAGCCGAUUAACUUGCAACCAUUUUACCAAUGCAUUACUGUAGGUUAUACCUCAGUCCAGCUACAUGAUCGCAACAUCGAGCUUCAGGGCGUUAUCUGCGGUCUACUGAGACUACAGUUGAAUUUUGUUGAUUCCGACGAAGACGAGCCACCGUUUUUGAGCUUGUUGGGCAAGUUUGUUGACAAGUUCUUCCUCACUAAGCACUUUCCCAUGAUCAGCCACAUUGCUAUGAGUUUACCUCUCAGUGUAGCAAGGACGGUUUUGCCAAGCUACGUCGCUUUUCGAGAGCAAUGCGCCACAUGGAUCAAGGAAGACGAAGAGAAACAGCGCAACGGCAAAAGAAUAGCUGAUGGUCGUAAGACAUACUUCGAUCUCCUUCUGGAAGCAGAGAAAACAAAGAGGCUCCACAAGCUCGGCCAAGAGGCACUCGUUGACGAAGCACUGUCUGUGUGUUUUGGUGGAACUGAUACCAACAGCAUUGCCCUUAGCUUUGGCACAUACUUCUUGCUCAGAAACCCGAAUAAGCUUCAGAAGAUGUUGGACGAGUUGAAAGACGCGCCUACGAAUAUGGAUGGCCUCUAUGAGUAUCAUACUGUUUCCAAACUGCCUUAUCUUACUGCAGUCAUCAAAGAGAUACUUCGGCCGGGAUCCCCAGUGCCUGGUAUCAUUCCCCGCAGAGUCCCUGCCGGCGGCGCUUCCGUCGGAGGACAUUAUCUUCCGGAAGGCACCACCGUUUCACAGGCUCUUCGGCUGAUAAACGUCAACUCGGACGUCUAUUCGGAGCCUGAGAGAUUCAUUCCUGAAAGGUGGCUUGGCAAAGCCGGCUGGGACCUGGAGAAGUACUUUGUGCCUUUUAGCAAAGGCCCCCGAGCUUGUAUAGGCGUGAACAUUGCAUAUCUCGAACUCUACGUGUGCUUUGCAAACCUUUUUGGCCGCUUUGAGAUGGAGCUAUUUGAGACGAACGAGAGCACCCUUAAGUGGGUAGACAAUGGUGUAACGAGGCUGUUGAAGCCAAUGAAAGUCAAGAUCAAGUCGAUCAGAGGCGUGAGUCAGUGA
This is a messenger RNA of Colletotrichum lupini, 1569 nucleotides long. RefSeq lists its product as uncharacterized. Gene Ontology annotation, molecular function: heme binding; oxidoreductase activity, acting on paired donors, with incorporation or reduction of molecular oxygen; monooxygenase activity. Bases 1 to 1569 code for a protein of 522 amino acids. Lineage: Eukaryota; Fungi; Ascomycota; Sordariomycetes; Glomerellales; Glomerellaceae. The record is from RefSeq and is a predicted model, not a curated record. The transcript has 8 exons.